GUAAUCCAUCUAAAUGAUAUACACAUGUUGUAAAGGUUGAUCUAUGUAUCGGUAAACGCAUAUAAAUUAAUUUCGGGCUUUAUCGCUUUGACCUUAUUGUCACUGGUCUGUCUGUUUAUGAGCAUCACCAUAGUUUCACUUCCGUUUUGUUUGUUUUCAUUUGCGCAGCAUGAAGAUACCGAUGGCUGUUAAGUUAGAUCAAGCGAUUACCUGUCUAAUUGUUUUAUUUUUCAUAGACACAGUGAGUGGUUUCAUCAGUGAGAUAUGUGGCAAAGGGGCAUGUCUCUAUGGUUACCAUUGCUGUAGCCAUUCCACUGGUUACUGCUGUCCUGAUGGAUUCGUUUGCAGUGGCAGCAUCUGUAUCAGCCUAGUUGUGAUCAUCGCCCCUAUCGUCAUCGGCGUCAUCGUCAUCAUUGUGAUCGUUGUCGUCGUUAUUGCCUGCAAAAAGAAAAGAGCCCAAGGCGUUGUCAUUGCGCCUAGUACAAACGUGGGAUAUAAUGUCCAACACCAGCAGACGACAGCUUAUCAAUAUGGACCGCCAGGUCAACCGGGUCAACAACCCAUGAACUACCAGUACGGUCAGCCAGGCCAGGGAGUUUACCCACCCCACCCAGCACAGCCCCAGGGUCCGCCCGCCUACCCUGGACAACCCCAGACCUCUACCGACCCGGCCUACCCACCCCCGCCGAUGGAAUACAAGCAACCAUGAAACGACUGUGGCAAAGCCCUGCUUUUCGUAAUACCAAAGUUUCUAAUCAAUAUCGAUAUUGAUCUUUUUUAACUCUUAUUGCAAACAAACUGGUUGACUUCAAGUCCAUAAUCUUCACAUAAAUAAUUAAAACGAAGCUUUGAACUUUCGAUUUAUUCAGUCAAGAGACAUGUUUUCUAUUUUAAAACAUGGAACCUUUGCUUUUAGAAAAUUUAUAGAGUAUUUUUUAAUAACAGCUCUUUUCAUUAGUAAGACUUACUGUCUUAUAAUUGAAUUAAUAAAGAAUCAAAGUGAAAAUUUUCUUUCUGAAAAAUGUACGACUACUCAUUAUUUUCUUUCCUUAUUGUUCUUUCUGUAUUAAUUAUUGAAGCUUGUGUAAGCGUAUUGUAUCGCUACCAUCAAGUCUGAAGGGUGAAAUACAUUCAGCUGCUGAUAUCUUUUGUGGGGAUCUUCCUCAUAAAAAUCGUUUUAUAGAUUUCGAAAUUUUACGUUGUUUUAUUUUACAAGCAGUACGAUGUACAAUGUCCUUGUUCAAACAAUAUAGAGCUAUUUAUGUAGACAGUGAUAUUGAUUUAUUUAUGCAAUGUAUUAAUAGUACCAAUUAUUAUGGAUGUAUUAACUGUAACUUAUGAUUAUUAAAUAAUGUAACUACCAUGUGCACCCCUUUAAAAUAUUACUAUAUAACUGGGUCAAAACAGUUACCGCUAUUUCAUAAACCGCUUCACUGCCGCCCGCAAUUUUUAUGAGUAUAAUCAUGCAGCUUAUCAACUCAUUCUUUUAAUUGACGUGUUUUAAUAUUGACCUUAACUAGAAGUGAGUAGUACUGAUCUGAAAGUUGUUCGUGUAAGAAGCAAAGGAAACCCUUUUAAAAUGUUCCAAUCCUAAUUAUUCUGACUUGCUCUAUAAGCCAUCAGUUUUUUUGCAGCACGUUCAGCACUUGAACAGCGUCCUUUUGUCCUGUAGAACAAUCUCUUUACAGUUGACCAUACAUUAUCAUACGUCAACAGAACCUGUUUCAGACCACCUCUCUCAUCGUCAAACUACUGGGAAAUUGACUGCUUUUAUCCGAUGAUAGUGCUCGUUAUUUUUUUUUUAUAAUCAAUCAAUGUUUUAUGGAAUUGACAAUUUUUAUGAUAUUGAUAUGUUUAGCACAUGAAGCAUGCAUUCUAUUCUUUGUAUUUUGAAAACUUCACAACCACGUAGCAUUGGGGGGGGGGGGGGGGCUUUCAGUCAUCUUUUUUAAAAUUUACAUAUAAAAAAUUAAAUAAAUGAAUGAUCAUGCAGUUACCCCUCUCCCCCCCCCCCCCCCCCCCCCCACUUUUUGGGGGACCAAAUAAAAGUUUGAAGUGAAGAUAAGGAAAUGGACAGGGAAAUUGAAGUUAUAGGUAUACCCCCCCCCCCUCCCCCCCAUUAAGAUUUUCAUGAUUUUUAUUUUUUUCUGCUUGUCAAGAUUUUUUGGGAUGAGUCUGCCACUUUCAAAAACGAUGUUACUUGCUUGAACUUGGACAUUGGUCCUAGGAGGGACAUCCGUUAUACAUACGGCGCGCAAAAUGUGUGAUAAUUUUUUUUUAUUCUAGCAUUUAAAAAAAAAGUUAUCUUUUUAAUGUAUCUGUUUUGUUGUAUCGUAUAAAUUGACGAGAAAUACAUUGCCAAUGCAUUUCUGAUAUCUACAUGUACUGUUUAUUUAAAACGCUGUUUACAUUUUGUUGAAUGUUUAUAUAAAAUUUAGUUCUUAUAAAG
This is a messenger RNA of Magallana angulata, 2449 nucleotides long. Its product is annotated as protein shisa-5-like. The record is from RefSeq and is a predicted model, not a curated record. Lineage: Eukaryota; Metazoa; Mollusca; Bivalvia; Ostreida; Ostreidae. The transcript has 4 exons. Bases 170 to 709 code for a protein of 179 amino acids.